AUUAAUACACAAAAAAUAUUCAUCUAAUCUAUUCUUCUAAAUCCUUAGAGAAAAAUGAAAACCUCAUUCUUAGCAUUUUCCAUCCUUUGUUUAGCCUUCAUUUGCAAAACUAUUGCAGCACCUGAACCAGUUCUUGACAUUUCAGGAAAACAAUUAACAACAGGUGUGAAAUACUAUAUUUUACCAGUCAUAAGAGGUAAAGGUGGUGGUUUAACAGUGGCAAACCAUGGUGAAAACAACCAAACAUGUCCCCUUUAUGUUGUUCAAGAGAAGCUUGAAGUAAAGAAUGGUGAAGCAGUUACUUUCACACCUUAUAAUGCUAAACAAGGUGUGAUUCUAACUUCUACUGAUCUCAAUAUUAAGUCCUUUGUAACAAAAACGAAAUGUCCUCAAACACAAGUUUGGAAGCUUCUUAAAGAGUUGACAGGGGUGUGGUUUUUAGCUACAGGGGGUGUAGAAGGUAAUCCAAGUAUGGCAACUGUUGGUAAUUGGUUUAAGAUUGAGAAAGCUGAUAAAGAUUAUGUGCUUUCUUUCUGUCCUGCUGAAGCUUGCAAAUGUCAAACUUUGUGUAGGGAACUAGGGUUGUUUGUUGAUGAUAAGGGAAAUAAGCACUUAGCUCUUAGUGAUCAAAUCCCAUCAUUUAGGGUUGUAUUUAAAAGGGCUUGAAUGUGUGAAAUAACACUAUAGUUUCAUAAAUGUUAUGCAAUUAUGCAUAUCAUAUGGUUUUGUUGAAGGAAUAAUAUCACUAAUCAGUGAUCAUCUCCAUUUCUAUCACUUGUUCCAUGCUCUACUUUAUUGUAUGUAUUUCAGGUCAGCUCAGUGAUAAGAGUUUGACUUUUAAAUAAUUGAAUUCAAAUCUUCUCGAUAA
This is a messenger RNA of Medicago truncatula (barrel medic), 868 nucleotides long. Its product is annotated as kunitz trypsin inhibitor 5. Lineage: Eukaryota; Viridiplantae; Streptophyta; Magnoliopsida; Fabales; Fabaceae. The transcript has a single exon. The record is from RefSeq and is a predicted model, not a curated record. Bases 55 to 666 code for a protein of 203 amino acids. Gene Ontology annotation, molecular function: endopeptidase inhibitor activity.